AUCCAAUGCAUUAAUUCUCGAAAAUUAGGCCUAGGCUAAUGAUCAUCGGUUCGACUUACACCAGAUUUACUGUAUGAUGCGUUUAUGGGUCUUUUUUUGGAUUUUGAACUCUGUGUUGAAAUUCUUGCAGCUCAGUGUAUUUUAAACUGUUACUAUCAAUGGAUGACGUCGUCUUCCUUCAAUUUGCCUUUGAUCUAGAUUUCUCCUUGAUAUUUUCAACAUUCUCACCUUCAAUCUAAGAUAUAUUAUACAUUGAUUCAACAGAGGGACAGAUCAUAGAGAUGAUGACCGACCUCAAACUCAAGGAGAGAUGAUAGAUCUUUGUGCUUGCCUUGACAAAGAUGGCCUUUUAUAUCAAGCCACCAGAGGGGUUUGGAGCCCUUGAGAAGCUGAGGGUUUACGCCUUGAGACGGAUGAACUUCCUUAUUGAGGUGUUAAAAUGUGCUGAAGCAACUGACUUUCAGGUACUCUUGGAGAAGGGUACGACUGCUGUACACUCUGAUUGUCUCAUAGAAGGGUCUAGGAAAGACAGGAUUUCACACUUUCUAUUACGCCUCGUGUACAGUUCUGAUGCAGAGCUCUCCUCUUACAUGUUGAAGGCUGAGACGGAACUCUUCUGUCACAGGUUUUCCUGUAUGAACUCUGAAGAACUUGUCAAGUUCUUAAAAGCCACCCAUCGCUUCCUAUGUAGACUUCAAAGACAUCAAAAACUCCAAGAACUGAACUCUGCCUCCACUUCCCAAGGAUCUCGUCCAAGGCCAGUCGUCCUGUCCUCCAUCUCAAGGUCUCGUGAGGCAUACUCCACUGCUGUGAGUAAUCUCCUACAUGUCUUGAACCUGAUCCUUGAGACUGCAGGAUCCUGGAAGCUGGCAGUGAAGCUGUACAUGGACUACUCCUGCUGCGUGUUUGCUGUUCCCUUUCAACAUGCCUUGUGUUUGGUGUCCUCACGUCAGGUCAUGUUAGAUAGAGGCAUGGCCUAUGUGUCGUUCUCAAACCUCCACGUCGUACUUGCAGCCAUGUUUGAGGAUAUUCUUCAGGAGGGUAUCAGGGUUGCGCGUUACGUUCCUCAGCAUGUCUUGGAGGAUUCCAGAAUGAGGAGUAUCUCAAGAGAGGUCCAUGCAGCUUUCCUAAGAGCUCAAGCAGGAUCUGGGAGCAAGACCAUCUCUGUUCAAGGAGAUGGGAAGGUCAUCAGAGAAUAUGAGAUAGAUCAUCUUCAUCGCUUCUUUCCACCAUGUAUGAGCCAUCUUCAUCGCACACUAAGGAAGAAGCAUCGGCUGAGGCACUUCUCUAGGAUCCAGUAUACACUCUUCUUAAAGAACAUCGGUCUACCCAUUGAUGAUGCCAUUCACUUCUGGAGGAGUGAGUACUCCAAACCAUCUCGUUGCCAUGACAACCGAGUUGGAGGAUGCCAGCACUCAUGGGCUAAAGAUGAGAGAAGGUAUACAUACAACAUCAGACAUCUGUAUGGGUUAGAGGGCUCCAGGACCAACUAUAGGGCUCACAGCUGCAAAUCAAUUCAGAUGAUGCAGCUUGGAUACGGUGAGGAAGGAGGAUGCCCUUUCAAGCAUUUUGAUGAUGCAAGCUUUCAAGGGCUGAUGGACAUAGAGGAGAUAGUAGGGCCAGAGAGAGAAGCAAUUGCUUUCGAGAGACAGAGGGGGAAAUACAACGUAGCUUGCAAGAGAUACCUGCAUGCUAAGCAGUCACAGAUCAGUAGGCAAUGUGAUAGGAGAGCAAUGCAUCAGCCAGGAAAGAAUUCAAGUUAUCAUAAUGACGGUAGUUUGGAGUUAGAGGUAACAGGAGGUAUCUCUAAAGAUGGACUUGUGAAGCAGGAGAGGCCUGCGAAUAUGAGUGUAAGAAAACAACACAUUGCUUUGGUACUUGAGUCAAAUGAUUCAUUGAUAAAGAAGAGUGAUGACAACAGUGGGGAAAUGAAGACUAAUGAUUUGCAACAUACUGGAUAUGGAAGCGAGUGCCUGGAAAGUUCACUUCAUAAACGUUCAAACAGUUGCCAGCCAUCGUUAAAUGUAGAUCCUGCAUCUGUAUGCGAUAGCUCAAAAACCUCUUGCCAUAUCGCCAAUGAAGAAAUAGCCACUGUAGAAAGCAGGACAGAUUUUCCUUGUAAAUAUGACUGUGGAGAUAUUCCCUUGUUACAAUGCAAAUCAUCAACUGCUAAUGACAUGUGCAAGGGAGCCAAAUGUAGUUGCCUCAGACCAUUAUCAAUGCCAGAUGGUACUAUGUCUAAAAGUAAGAUUAAGGAGAAUGCUUUAAAACGAGAAAGUGCAGUGACUUCUGAAGAUGGCCGAAAAGUACCAAAAAUGACAUCAGCUUUGAUUGAAUCUAAUGUCAUCGUGGAAAGUGCAAGAACUAACCACGAAGCUGAUGUGAAAGAGAAGUACAUAAUGCAUGAAUUUAAAUCAGUAAUAUUGCCCUCAUUUGGGAGAGAUGUGGUAGAGAGUCCAUCAGACAUAAAGUCUAGAGAAGAGGUCUCGAGUAGUAAGAUAAAACUUGAAGAAGAUUUGAGUGGUUUAAGGCUUAAAGUGGAAGAACUAAGUAUUCUUAGACCUUCCAAUUUUUACUAUAGUUUCAGAAGAAUGUUGAAUGGUUUGAAUCAAGACAAACUUGGGUAAAUGCCUGAAGAGCACUUGUUUUACUUCAGAUCUUCAAAGCUUAAAUACCAGUAACACCCAGCAGUUUGUCAACAAAUUUUAGCAAAGUUUGGAAAACUAGUAUUACUAGUAUAAGAUAUUUUGGUGUCCUGAUCUCAGAUGGCUUCAAGUAGUCUUUCCACAUCUUAGCCACCUGUAAGAAGGCCAACCAACAAUUAAGAUUUGUUCAUCAAAAUACCAGGUGAGGCAAAAGUGUAAAGAAUUCCAAAAGAGAAGACAGAUGUCUAGUAGGACAGAUAAACUCAAACCUAUGCUUUUAUCUUUGUAGUUUAAUGAAGUUAAUUGAAGAAACCUAAUAAUUAAUUUUGGUCAUUUUGACCUAUCUUAGAUCAAUGUUGUAUAUGGAGUAUAUAACAACUUAUUGUUUUCUUCAAUCAACUGGGAAGAGAAUGUCAAGAACUGGAGUGGACUAAAACUGCAAGAGUGCACCAGAAUGGCAGAAGAUAGAGUGAAAUGGAGAGAUGUUGCAAUCAACCUCCGAACCGGAGAAGAUACUUUGAUAGAUAGAUAGAUUGUUUUCAUAGGGCUUUUUUGAUACUGUGCAAUUUGUAGCUGCAAUGUGCAUGAUGUAGUUCAUAUUAAAUGUAUGCAAUUAUUGAUUUAAUGCAAAUGUAUUCACAAUUCUACAUGAAA
This is a messenger RNA of Strongylocentrotus purpuratus (purple sea urchin), 3299 nucleotides long. RefSeq names its product probable DNA primase large subunit. Gene Ontology annotation, cellular component: alpha DNA polymerase:primase complex. Gene Ontology annotation, biological process: DNA replication, synthesis of primer. NCBI's taxonomy places the organism in Eukaryota, Metazoa, Echinodermata, Echinoidea, Camarodonta, Strongylocentrotidae. Bases 342 to 2627 code for a protein of 761 amino acids. The record is from RefSeq and is a predicted model, not a curated record. The transcript has 5 exons.